CAGUGGGUGGCCUGGCAGGCAGAACUGCUGUGGUCACCCAUUGAAAGGGAGCCUCAUCACCACCAUGAACUUCUCUGGCAAGUACCAACUGCAGAGCCAAGAGAACUUUGAGCCCUUCAUGAAGGCAAUUGCCAUCAUUGAUUAAAGGCCAACCGUACCACAAGCACUAUGCUUGUGCAUACAUCAGGGAGACCAAGUGUAAUGAGGUACAAUCCUGACCAAUUAUUUGAAGAUAAAGGUCUGCCUGAGGACCUCAUCCAGAAGGGGAAGGAUAUCAAAGGAGUGUCAGAAAUCGUACAUGAAGGGAAGAAAGUCAAACUCACCAUCACUUACGGGCCCAAAGUGCUCCAUAACGAAUUCACCUUGGGAGAGGAGUGUGAACUGGAGACCAUGAGUGGGGAAAAGGUCAAGGCAGUGGUAACGAUGGAAGGUGACAAUAAAAUGGUGACAAGUUUCAAAGGCAUGAAGUCUGUGACUGAACUCAAUGGAGACACAAUCACCAAUACCAUGACCCUGGGCGACAUUGUCUACAAGAGAGUCAGCAAGAGGAUUUAGACAAGGCUGCAUUUCAUAUUCUUUUACAGUGUAAAAUUAAUGCAAUAAAGUUAACUUUGUUUUGAAAGCA
This is a messenger RNA of Meriones unguiculatus (Mongolian gerbil), 625 nucleotides long. It is a transcript of the gene Fabp1, whose product is annotated as fatty acid binding protein 1. The record is from RefSeq and is a predicted model, not a curated record. Gene Ontology annotation, biological process: fatty acid transport. Lineage: Eukaryota; Metazoa; Chordata; Mammalia; Rodentia; Muridae. Gene Ontology annotation, molecular function: fatty acid binding. The coding region runs from base 169 to 555 and encodes 128 amino acids. The transcript is spliced from 5 exons. Gene Ontology annotation, cellular component: nucleus; cytosol.